Racocetra persica is the source of this 469-nucleotide messenger RNA. NCBI's taxonomy places the organism in Eukaryota, Fungi, Glomeromycota, Glomeromycetes, Diversisporales, Gigasporaceae. The record is from the annotation of a GenBank genome assembly.
UCUACGCAGAACAAAAAAUUAUCCAAACUGAUUUAAAAGUUUCAGAUAUUUUAAAAACUAAAACUCCUAUACCAGAUAAUUUUCUUAAAUUAGAAAAACCUACUUGUGAAAGAUUUGGUUUUACUUAUGAGGAAGAAUGGAUUCAAUUAGAUAUCCCCCACACUUUAAUGAAAGAAUUGGAUUUACCCCUAGGUGAGGAUAUUCCUUAUCCUGUUUAUAUUUCACCACAAGUAUUAGAAAGAAAACCCAUUUGUGGUGGUCUAACUAUUGAAAACAAGAAAGAAAUAAUUAUCGAUAAACUUUCCAAUAAAGACCAAGAAACCCAAACUAAUUUAACCGGUCAACAAAUAUUAAACCAAAUUAACCAAUUACAACAAGAGGAUAAUUUAAACCAACAAACUAUUAUCAAUCUCCAAGGAGAAAUAGCGGAAUUAGAGAAUAAAUUAACUGAAAUUGAAGGACUAAAAAA